GACCGCCCUUUUCCCAAAUUCUUACGGUAUUUACCCAAACGGGAACCGUACAUACCUUCACCAGUUUCUAUCUCUCUCUCUAUAUAUAUUUACUUGAACCCUUUUACCAUCAACAUUAAUUGAAACCAAUUAAGGAAUACACAUGGCACCAAAAACCCAUCUUUCAAUUUUCUGUCUUCUCCUAAUUGACUUAGUUUUAACAGCAAAUUGUGAUUCUUUUCUUGGAGUAAACUAUGGGGAGGUAGCAGAUAAUCUGCCACCGCCUGAAGCGACUGCUAAACUUCUUAAAACGACAUCGUUUUCAAAGGUAAGGCUAUAUGGAGCGGACCCCACAAUCAUAAAGGCACUUGCUAAUACUGGAAUUGGUAUUGUUAUUGGAGCUGCUAAUGGUGAUAUUCCUGCUCUUGCUUCUGAUCCGAGUCAUGCCACUCAGUGGGUUAACUCGAAUGUAUUGGCUUAUUAUCCUGCUAGCAAGAUUAUUCUUAUUACUGUGGGUAAUGAGGUUGUUCUUUCAGGAGAUCAGAACUUGAUUUCUCAGUUAGUGCCAGCAAUGCAGAAUAUUCAAGAUGCUCUUAAUGCAGCACAAUUAGGAGGUAAAAUUAAGGUCUCAACUGUCCAUGCUAUGGCAGUUUUGGGUCAAUCCGACCCACCAUCAUCUGGAGCAUUCAACUCAGCAUAUACAGACAUUAUGAAACAGUUACUUGACUUUCAAAGACAAAAUGAUUCACCCUUGACUAUCAACCCGUAUCCGUUUUUCGCUUACCAAAGCGAUCCGAGGCCCGAAACUCUUGCAUUUUGCUUGUUUCAACCCAAUGCGGGUCGGGUUGACCCAGGAACAAAUAUCAAGUACAUGAACAUGUUUGAUGCCCAGGUUGAUGCGGUGCGAUCCGCCCUUAAUGCAAUGGGUUACAAGGACAUAGAGAUAAUGGUGGCUGAGACUGGAUGGCCUUACCAUGGGGACAGCAAUGAAGUUGGUCCUAGUAUGCAAAAUGCAAAGGCUUUUAAUGGAGGCCUCAUUUCACAUCUUAGAUCCAUGGUUGGUACCCCUCUCAUGCCUGGGAAAUCUAUAGAUACUUACAUUUUUGCUCUCUAUGAUGAGGAUCUCAAGCCUGGCCCGACCUCCGAAAGAUCAUUUGGCCUUUUCAAGCCCGACUUGUCGAUGACUUAUGAUGUUGGUCUCGAAAAGAGCAGCACACAGGCUCCAGCAACCACUCCAUCAAAAAGUCCGGCGACUCCUUCAGAAAGUCCAGCUCCGACAAAGGCCCCAUCAGCUGCCUCGACGACUCCAGCUCCAACAACGGCCCCAUCAGUUCCUUCAACGACUCCAACGACAGAAUCAGCAGGGACCCCUCCCUCGAAACCUUCACAGCAAACAUGGUGUGUGCCAAAGAAAAACGUUUCAGAUGCCCAAUUGAAGGCCAAUCUUGACUAUGUUUGUGGACAAGGCAUCGACUGCAGCAAAAUCCAAUCUGGUGGGCCGUGUUUUGACCCCAACACGGUGGCUUCGCACGCGGCUUAUGCAAUGAAUCUGUUCUAUCAGGCUGCUGGCAGGACUCCUGGGAGCUGUGAUUUCUCAAAGACAGCAACAGUUACUUCCACAAAUCCUAGUUAUGGUUCUUGUGUAUAUCCUGGUGAUGGGAAUAAGAAAGUAUCUGUAGGAGUUGGCCAAAACAAAGAUAGUAGUGCUACUAACCCGAGACUCAAUUUUAGUAUGCAUUGGUUUUGGUGGUGGUGUAUUUGUGUCCUCUUUCUUCGUUAAAUCGUAAAGCUCACUAUUCUUUCGCGUUGGCGUGGUGCUCUCUCCUUCUCUCCGAACUUCGCCUUGCAACUUGUAGCGUCUCUUUAGCCCUCGUCACACCCUGGAGAAGAAUUUCCUGCAAAUGUGACUAAACUAAGUAUAAAGAAUUUCAAGCAUGUAGUUAUCAUAUGAGUUAUGUACUUAUUUAUAAAUUUUUCACCGUUAUGAAAUACCUGCAUUAAAUUGUGAUAUAUAGUAUGAAAAAAUAUCACUAUCAAUAACAAGUAUAAUGAAACGGAGGUAGUAUGUAUUUGUAGAAGUUGUUUGUUGUAAAUUAUGGCCAAGCUUUAUCCUUCUUUGAAAGUGGACAAAUGUCCACUUUAAAGAGUGUUUUGGUAGAAAUUUUGUGGAAGUUUAUUCAUUUAUAUGGAUGUUUAACCACUUUGGGGUCUACAUGUGUCAUGGAAUGUUAUUGGAUCAUAAAAUGUAUUUUUGGCUUGAGUAGUUGAUU
Amaranthus tricolor (Joseph's coat) is the source of this 2249-nucleotide messenger RNA. Its product is annotated as glucan endo-1,3-beta-D-glucosidase-like. The coding region runs from base 143 to 1759 and encodes 538 amino acids. The transcript has 5 exons. NCBI's taxonomy places the organism in Eukaryota, Viridiplantae, Streptophyta, Magnoliopsida, Caryophyllales, Amaranthaceae. Gene Ontology annotation, biological process: carbohydrate metabolic process. The record is from RefSeq and is a predicted model, not a curated record. Gene Ontology annotation, molecular function: hydrolase activity, hydrolyzing O-glycosyl compounds. Gene Ontology annotation, cellular component: plasma membrane.